AUGCGCAACCUUCGAAACAUUCGAUUCGGACAAUUCCAGCGUGCUAAUGUCACGGCUGCUUGUUGGGAUCCUGAGAAGGAUGAGGUUCUCUGCGUAGCUGGACCUACCGAGCAGAGCAGUGGUAUCGAGUUACUAAGGGUCGCUGGCGAUCAAGAUAUUUCAGUUCGUACAGUGGCAACUUGGGAUGCUCCCAGCCCAACACCAGAUCUUGCUGUCGACAGAGUUGUCAGUCUGCAAUAUCUCAGUGGCUCAGCGACUACAUGUCUUGUCCUUGAGGGGGGCGACAUCAUCACAGUUCAAGAAGAUGAGUUCUCAGGCCAAGAUGCUCACAUCGAGAUUGUCGGUUCCAUCGAUGCUGGUAUUGCUGCCGCUCGGUGGUCUCCUGACGAAGAGCUACUUAUCGUUGUCACAAAAGAGAACAAUGUUAUCUUCAUGGGAUCUACUUUCGACCCCGUUGCAGAAAUCACAAUGACAGUCGAGGAUCUCAAUGCAUCCAAGCAUGUUUCUGUUGGAUGGGGAAAGAAGGAGACGCAGUUCCAGGGUCGAGGCGCAAAGGCCAUGCGCGAUCCUACUAUCCCUGAAAAGGUCGACGAAGGCGUGCCUAGUCCCCAGGAAGACGGUGCGACAACAAUCAGCUGGAGGGGAGACGGUGCUUAUGUCGCUAUCAACUCUGUGCAAGAGGGAUCUCGUCGUGUUAUCCGAGUCUACUCACGAGAGGGCGAACUUGACAGUGCAAGUGAGCCUGUCGAUGGUUUCGAAAGUGCUCUAAGCUGGCGACCAGCUGGAAACCUGAUGGCUGGUGUUCAACGAUUCUCAAACCGUAUAGAUGUGGUUUUCUUCGAGCGAAACGGUCUGCGACACGGAGAGUUCACACUUCGUUCUCCUUCUGGACCAGUCGAAGCUCAUGAGAAAAUUCAUCUUGAGUGGAACUCAGAUUCCACUGUCGUGGCAGUCAUCUUCAAGGACAUGAUCCAGCUAUGGACAAUGGGCAACUACCACUGGUAUCUCAAGCAAGAGAUGCCCAUAGAGGCAAACUCUACAUGUCUCUCUUGGCAUCCUGAGAAGGCUCUGCGCUUCGCUGCUGCAUCCACGAGUAAUGUGGUCGUGGCCGAGCAUAUCUUUUAUACAGCAAGGGGAUCAUGUCUGCCACCACACGAUAACGGCGCUGUUGCGGUUAUUGACGGCGAGACUGUAAAGUUGACUCCAUUCAGGACAGUCAACGUGCCACCACCCAUGUCAAUGUUCGAUAUCACAGCUUCCGCUGCCGUCGUCGACGUUGCUUUUGGUCGUGACAAUACCUCUUUUGCUAUCCUCCACCGAAAAGGUAUCGAUAUCUAUACUUGGCCUGUCAAGAACGGCAGGCCUAUCAAGCCGCAGGUAUCAAAGAAGAUCACCUUCGACGAGAUGGCCAGCCCAGGUUACAACGUUCUUUUGAGAAUCGCUGCUGUUGCGGACGCUUUCCACUACUUCGGAUUUGAGGAAGAAAAGGGGUUCGUCCAGCGAUCUGUACAGGCUAUCGGUGAGGGCGAGACAUCUGCUGCUGUUAUCAACUCUCAAGAGGUCUUGGUUGCUACAGCCAGCUACCAAGACGAUAGCUCCUUCGCAGGCUAUGGUCAGGACAACUCAGGAAAGCUGUUCUACAUUGGCGAGUCUGGUAACGAGAUUCUGCCCGUCCAAUUCCAGACGCAGCUCCCUUGGUUUGAGAUUAGCAAAGUCGAUGAUGAGAUUGUUGCCUUUGGUCUAUCCAGGAACGGUCACAUCUACGCCAACUCUCGCCUCCUAGCAAAGAACUGUACAUCCUUUGUCGUCACCCCUAGCCAUCUCAUCUUUACUACCAACAACCACUUGGUCAAGUUUGUUCACUUGUCCGCCAAUAUUGACGAGCUUGAAGUUCCUGAGGAUGACCCUGAGACCGACGAGCGAUGCCGUAGUGUAGAGCGAGGAUCACGACUUGUUACUGCCAUCCCCUCCAACAUGAGCAUCGUUCUUCAGAUGCCCCGUGGAAACCUCGAGACUGUCUUCCCUAGAGCCUUGGUUGUGGCGGGUAUCCGUAACCUGAUCGAUGAGAAGAACUACGCCCGUGCUUUCUCAUACUGUCGAACUCAGCGUGUGGACAUGAACAUUCUUUACGAUCAUCAGCCUGAGCAGUUCUUGGCCAACGUGGGACUCUUCCUCGACCAGAUCCCAGAUGUUGCUCACAUUGAUCUCUUCCUCUCUUCGCUUCGUGUCGAAGACGUUACUCAGACCAUGUACCAAGAUACGAAACGAUCAAAGGCUUUUGGUGCCGAUGCUGUUGCCUCGGAUUUGUCUCCUGCUCCACGAGGCUCUGUAGCAAAGGUCAACACCGUCUGCGAUACUCUGCUCGGUGCCCUACAGAGCCGCAAGGCCACCAACCUCCAGAACACCAUCACUGCGCACGUGUGCAAGUCGCCGCCUGCCCUCGAUGAUGGUCUCCUCCUCGUUUCUGAGUUGAUGCAGGAGGACGAGAAGAUUGCCGAGAAGGCCGUUGAGCACAUCUGCUUCUUGGUCGAUGUCAACCGUCUGUACGAGAAUGCUCUGGGUCUUUACAAUCUUGAACUGGCUCUCCUCGUCGCUCAGCAGUCUCAGCGCGAUCCCCGCGAAUAUUUACCCUUUAUUCAAAACCUACACUCUUUGACAGAGCUGCGCCGAAAGUUCGAAAUCGACGAUCACCUUGAACGCCGUGUCAAGGCUCUUGGCCAUCUCCAGACCAUGGAUGUCUUUGAUGAACUUCUUGCAUACACCACCAAACACUCUCUAUACCACGACUCUCUACGUCUCUACCGAUACGAUCCUCCUCGUCUCCGAGAACUCACAGCUGCAUAUGCCGCCUACCUAGAGUCAACCUCGGCUUACCGCGAGGCAGGUCUCGCCUACGAGUCUCUCGAAAACUACGCCAAGGCAACCAGCUGCUACCGAACCGCCGGUGCUACGUGUUGGCAGGAGUGUCUCUACACUGCAGCCCAGCAGCAACCUCCCAUGUCUACUGAGUCCAUGGCCGAUCUCGCCAGCAACCUUGCGGAUGCCCUCUGGGAAGCCAAGGAUUACUCGUCUGCGGCUACUAUCCACCUCGAGUAUCUCGAUUCAAUUGAUAUGGCUGUCAGUUGCCUCUGCAAGGGUUAUCACUUCGCCGAUGCCAUCCGUCUUGUCGUCCAACACAACCGUCCCGAUCUCCUCACCACCAGCGUCGAUACUGGUCUCGCUGACGCACUGGGUACUACAACUGAGUUCCUCGCUGACUGCAAGGCUCAGCUCAAGGCCCAGAUUCCUCGCGUCGCUGAACUUCGACGCAAGGCUAUCGAGGACCCUCUUGCAUUCUACGAAGGAGACCGCGCCGGUGGCAUGGACAUCCCCGACGAUGUCUCAGUCGCUGCGUCUUCGCGUGUCAGCACCAGUGCAUCACUCUUCACACGAUACACAGGCAAGGCUGGUAGUGUGGGCACAGCUGGAACAGGCGUCAGUCGAGCAACAAGCAAGAACCGCAAGCGAGAAGAAAAGAAGCGUGCUCGCGGACGCAAGGGAACCGUUUACGAGGAGGAGUAUCUUGUCAACAGUAUACGCCGUCUGAUCGACCGUGUAAGCGCUGCCGCACCAGAUACCGAACGUCUCAUCUUUGCGCUUGUCAGAAGAAACAUGCCUGAGCGAGCACGCGCCGCUGAAUCCCUCAUGGCUGAGGUGUCCGAUGCUUGUACGUCUGCUGUUUCCGAGGUAUUCAAGUCGUCUGAGCCAGAGGGUGAGAAGAAGAACGAGGGCGAGCCGGCGUGGCACGCUACUGGAGGAGAAGCAGUGUUGCAGGAUUUCGUUAUGGGACAAGGAAAGAAGUUGGAGCCUCCUGUUGUGACGGGGGUUAAGAAGCUUACGCUAUUGGGAUCAUGA
This is a messenger RNA of Fusarium graminearum PH-1, 3894 nucleotides long. RefSeq lists its product as uncharacterized. The transcript has 4 exons. The record is from RefSeq and is a predicted model, not a curated record. Bases 1 to 3894 code for a protein of 1297 amino acids. NCBI's taxonomy places the organism in Eukaryota, Fungi, Ascomycota, Sordariomycetes, Hypocreales, Nectriaceae. Gene Ontology annotation, biological process: tRNA wobble base 5-methoxycarbonylmethyl-2-thiouridinylation. Gene Ontology annotation, cellular component: cytosol; elongator holoenzyme complex. Gene Ontology annotation, molecular function: protein binding; tRNA binding.